UAAAAGGCUCUUAAUCCCAACAUAUGUUUAUACCUGAACCUAUCGUGAUUGGAAUUGUUUGUUUGGACAAGCUUGACACUUAAAGCUUAAAAAUUAAAUUAUAAACAUUAUUUCAGAAAAAUAAAAUGGCUCGUGGUCAGCAGAAGAUCCAGUCCCAGCAGAAAGCUGCUGAGAAGUCGGCCAAGCUGAAGAAAGCUGCCGGUCAUACUGCAGCUGAUCAGAAGAAGGCUGCCAUGGCUGCCUUGAAGUCAAGUUGUGUGCUCUGCAAGUCCCUGAUGCCGGACCCUAAGACGUACAAACAGCAUUUUGAGAACAAGCAUCCUAAAAACGAACUCCCAGCUGAGCUCAAGGAUAUUUAAUCAUCAG
Eurytemora carolleeae is the source of this 366-nucleotide messenger RNA. RefSeq names its product zinc finger protein 706. NCBI's taxonomy places the organism in Eukaryota, Metazoa, Arthropoda, Copepoda, Calanoida, Temoridae. The transcript has 3 exons. The coding region runs from base 126 to 359 and encodes 77 amino acids. The record is from RefSeq and is a predicted model, not a curated record.